Lycium ferocissimum is the source of this 1224-nucleotide messenger RNA. RefSeq lists its product as uncharacterized. The transcript is spliced from 2 exons. Bases 1 to 1224 code for a protein of 407 amino acids. NCBI's taxonomy places the organism in Eukaryota, Viridiplantae, Streptophyta, Magnoliopsida, Solanales, Solanaceae. The record is from RefSeq and is a predicted model, not a curated record.
AUGUAUGAUAAGAAGGCAAGUUAUAUCAACAAUCAAAGGGAGGGUUCUCGGCCAAAUAACCAAGGUCCUAAUCAAGGAUCUUGGCGGCAAGGUCAAGGGAAUCAAGGUUGGAACAAGGAUCAAGGUAACUCGAGUUGGAGAGAUAAUCGCGACAACAACCAUGGGGGUUACAACAACAACUACAACAAUCAUCGGAGUUCAAAUUCGUAUGUCCCUUCAAAGGGAAAGAAACAAAACUCUAGUCAACCACCUACUAGCGACCUCGCUAGUUCAAAAAUAGAAGAUAUGUUGUCAAAAGAGUUGAAGAAAGUGAAAUCCACCGAUACCUUUUGCAAGAAGAUGAGAGAUGAAGUGAAAUCAAUGAAGCAAGUUGUAAGUUCUCACUCCACCUCCAUUAAACAAUUGGAGUCUCAACUUAGCCAAAUCUCGGCUAUCCUCAACCAAAGACAAAAAAACACUCUCCUUAGUGAUACGGUUGCAAAUCCAAGGAAUGAUGGAGAUCAUAAAUAUAAUACAAUCACUACUAGGAGUUGCAAAACACUUAGGGACGAGGCAUUGGUGAAAGAUGAUGUGGUGGUUGAUGAUGAGAAAAUCGUUGAAGAACCCAUCGUUGUUGAGGAAGAAGCGACUCCAAAAAAGAAGCGUCCAAAAAUUGAUGAAGCUCCAAAAGUCAAGGAAGCGGUAGAGGAGGUGCUAAGGGCUUCACCGCCCAUUCCAGAGCCUCCUCCUUUAUUUCCUCAACGAUUGGUAAAGAAAGCGGAUGAUGGAAAAUUUCUCAAGUUUAUAGAGAGAUUGAAAGGGCUUUCAAUUAACAUUCCCUUGGUGGAAGCACUUGAGCAAAUGCCCGGUUAUGCCAAAUUCAUGAAAGAUCUUGUAACCAAGAGGAGGCAUUAUAGUUUUGAAACGAUGGGAGUUACACAUCAUUGUAGCUCUAUUUUGACAAAGGCCUUGGUUCAAAAGAAAGAGGAUCCGGGAGCUUUUACCAUCCCUUACACAAUUGGAAUGUAUAAAUUUGGCAAAGCACUAUGUGAUCUUAGAGCAAGCAUUAACUUGAUGUCGCUUACUAUUUUCAACAAAUUAGGGUUGGGCACUCCUCGACCUAUAAUAAUGAGAUUACUAAUAGUGGAUAGAACUGUGAAAAGACCUGUUGGUAUCCUAUAUGAUCUGCUUGUGAGGGUUGAUCGAUUCAUUUUUUUUGGCCGAUUUUGUGAUCUUGGAUUGUGA